Messenger RNA from Mercenaria mercenaria, 1807 nucleotides. RefSeq lists its product as uncharacterized. Gene Ontology annotation, molecular function: protein binding. Bases 20 to 1597 code for a protein of 525 amino acids. The record is from RefSeq and is a predicted model, not a curated record. NCBI's taxonomy places the organism in Eukaryota, Metazoa, Mollusca, Bivalvia, Venerida, Veneridae. The transcript has 4 exons.
AAAACUUCACUACAUAAAGAUGGAUGCGUUGCGCAAGAUGACAAUAUGUUAUACUAUAUGGACUUUAAUCAUGUUAAGGAUCGGAGCAGGAUCUGUACAAAUCAAUAGUCCACGUGCAGUAUUUCAUCUCGUGCGCGAAAAAUAUCUCCAAAAGCAGAUAGGCAGCAUCGCAGAAAUAUCAAGAAAUGGACUACAUGACACUGAGCAAGACACUAGUAUUAUCAAAGUAGAAAAUAAAGUGUGGAAUCAUAGCGAUGUGUCCCAUUUAAUUAAGAAAUCCCGAAGACAGGCAGAUGGAGGAGAUAACAAAGUUGCUUUUUAUGUCGUUCUUUCCACUGAUGUCGCCGAUCUCGGAGAUGAUCAAACGAUCCCAUUUGACCAAGUUAUUUUAGAUGAAGGCAAUGCAUUUGGUACAGUGUUCCAUGCGUUUGCUUGCCCAGUGACUGGAGUUUAUUUGUUCCGGUCUGCGUUAAUGUGUGAAGCAAACAGUCAUAUCGAAACGGAAGUUGUUAAAGAUGGUUUCCCCUUUUUCCGCAUGUAUUCAUCUGGUAUCAAGACUAGUUAUCAGUACGAUCAGGGCUUCAACGCAGGCAUAACAAAAUGCGAAAUGAAUCAGAGGGUAUGGGUUAGAGUGAAUGGCAAUCUGGGUACGUCUGUGAGGCACUUAUUUACAACGUUCUCUGGCUAUCUCCUGUGGGAAACUGGGGCGUCCCAGACUGCAGUAAGUACUAACGCAAACAGUAUCAACGUGGCUUUUCAUUCUUACUUGGGGAAGAAUAUCAACGACCUUGAAAGUAAACAAACUAUUCCGUUUGACAAGCUGCUUUUAAACGAAGGCGAUGGUUAUGAAAAUAAUACAAGACACGAAUUUACUUGUCCUGUGGAUGGAAUAUACAUGUUUCAAUCUUCUGUAUUUUCCAACUUUGGAGCUAUUGAGACUGAAAUAGUGAAAGAUGGGGACCAGUUCGUUCGUAUAUAUGCAGCUGCUAGUGGAGAAUCCAACCUCCAACAUGACCAAGGCUUUAAUGCUGGAAUUAUACAUUGCAACAAGGGCCAGAAUGUCUGGGUGCAAGCCAGACAAGGAGCAUCAAUCAUGCAGUAUCAAUAUACGACGUUUUCUGGUUAUCUGAUGUGGGCAAUAGAGGAAGCUUCCGCUAUACCAGAGAAAGCAGGAAGAGCACAUGAUAUGGACCCUACCCAAGUUGUGUUCCAUUCCUAUCUAUCAACUGGUGUGGCUAGUAUCGGUGAAAAACUAACUGUCCCAUUUGACAAGGUCUCUGUAAACGAAGGAAGUGGAUUUGACAUUGGGUUUCAUACAUUCAUUUGUCCUGUUAAUGGCAUUUAUGUUUUUCAGUCAGCUAUUAUGGUCAACGCUAGUCAAAUCGAAACUGAUAUUGUUAAGAACGAAUCUUCAUUCAGUAAUAUGUUCGCUGGCGUGGGUAAUUACUUUGACCAGGGGUAUAAUUCAGGUAUCGUAAAUUGCAGCUUUAACGAAAGGGUAUGGGUAUGGGUUGGUAGUCCUACAGGUACAUCCAUAAAUUAUCACAAUACAACCUUCUCCGGCUUUCUUCUUUGGGGAAACACAGGACAAAAGUAAUACAUAAAUUAAAAUGGAACAGAAGAUUUUUUCUGCAUAUCAAACUUGUCGAUCUUUUGACUCGGAACAGAUAAAAAGAUUCCAUAGAUCUGCACAUUUAUUUUUAGUUUUCAACUUUCCUUCACAUUGACGUUAAACCGCCUCGGUGGUCUAAUAAUAGUGCGCCCGCUUCGAAUGCGAGUUUCGUUGGUUCAUUCCCUGUCCGCGUCA